CGCCUUUGAACGCGAAUCGACGUGCCCCUUUUUUCCACUAACCAAACGAAAGAAUCUUUGUUGCCUAAUAGAUAUAGUUCAUGCGAAAUACUACAGUAGGCUUAAAAACGUUAAAAAAGAAUCGAAAAGAAAGUAGUCUUCAGACUGACUUGGUCGUUAACUGACGCGUGAGAUAUGGAGUCGCUAAAUUUUGCACUUUGGACCAUGCUUGUUGGUUUACUUGGUGUUGUUUUCAUUCUCUACUAUAAAGUGCAUUUUUGGGAAAGAAAAAAAAUUCCUCACGUUAAACCUGUUCUAAUAUUUGGCAAUUCUAUUCCAAUUUUUUUUCAAACGAAAUUUAUUGGUCAAUUUGUCAUCGACCUCUACAACAGUUUUCCGGAUGCAAGAUAUUUUGGAUUCAUGGAUAUACAUACGCCGACAGCAAUUAUUCGAGAUCCUGAAUUAAUCAAAGAAAUUUGUGUAAAAAAUUUCGACAAUUUCCUCGAUCAUCAGCGAUUUGUCGAUGAAACAAUGGAUCCAAUUUUUGGGAAAAAUGUAUUUUCCCUAAAAGGUGAACGUUGGAGGGAAAUAAGAAAUACACUGAGUCCUGCAUUUACGGCAACGAAAAUGAAAUUUAUGUUCGAAUUAAUAGAGAAAUGUGCUGAAAAUUUUGUGCAGUAUUAUUUGAAUAAUCCGGAAGAAACAAACCUAAUUGAAUCCAAGGACGCAUUCACGAGAUAUACCAAUGACGUAAUUGCCACUGCAGCAUUUGGAAUAAGUGUUGACUCUCUAAAAGAUAGAAAUAAUGAAUUUUAUCAACGUGGUAAAGAUGCCACGUCAUUUGGUAAAGGAAUGCGUGCUUUUAAAUUUUUACUUUUUCGUACUUGUCCACGAUUUAUGAAAUUCAUUGGCGAGCCAUUCCUGUCACGUUCUACCGACCGAUUUUUUAAGAGUAUUGUUCGCGAAGCAGUGAAAGUGCGUGAGGAGAAGAAAAUCAUUAGACCUGAUAUGAUUCACUUAUUAAUGGAAGCAAGAGACAAAAACAAUGGUGUUGAAUUAACAACCGAUGACAUUAUUUCGCAAUGUUUUAUUUUCUUUUUGGCAGGUUUUGAUACAACGUCAACGGCAAUGUGUUUUAUUGCUCAUGAAUUAGCAAUGAAUCCGGAAAUACAGGAAAAAUUACGCGAGGAGAUUGACACAUUCACGGAAAAUAUAGAAGAGAAAAUUACCUAUGAAACUCUAUCAAAAAUGAAGUAUCUCGAUAUGGUUAUUUCGGAAGCAUUAAGAAAAUAUCCGCCAGCACCAUCAACUGACAGAUUAUGCAUUAAAAAAUAUACUUUACCAAAACCUACCGAAAACAGCGAGGAAUAUAUUGCUGAGCCAAAUUCUGUUAUUUUGAUUCCUAUCCAAGGACUUCAUCACGAUCCAAAAUAUUAUCCCGAUCCUGACAAAUUUGACCCGGAAAGAUUUAGUGAUAAAAAUAAGGACAAAAUUCACCCCUAUACUUAUUUACCAUUUGGUAUUGGUCCAAGGAAAUGUAUUGCGGACAGGUUUGCAUUAAUGGAAACAAAAAUUUUGUUUGUUUAUAUUUUGCAAAAUUUCAUUUUGGAUAAAUGUGCAAAAACAAAGCAUCCAAUAGAGUUUGAAAAUGGUUUCACGAUUGUCGCUAAAGGUGGAUUAUGGUUUAAAUUUACAAAAUUAGUCUUCAACCUGACUCUCUCGUUAACUGACGCGCACAAGAUGGAGUCGCUAAAUUUAGCACUUUGGACCCUGAUUGUUGGUUCACUUGGUGUUCUAUAUUUUCUCUACUACAAAGUACAUUUUUGGGAAAGAAAAAAAAUUCCUCACGUUAAACCUGUUCUAAUAUUUGGCAAUUCUGCUCCUAUUUUUUUUCAAACGAAACCUAUUAGUCAAUUCGUCACUGAACUUUAUAAUAGUUUUCCAGAUGCUAAAUAUUUCGGAAUUAUGGAUAUUCAUACACCAACAGCAGUAAUUCGUGAUCCCGAGUUAAUCAAAGAAAUUUGUGUAAAAAAUUUCGAAUAUUUUAUUGAUCAUCAGCGAUUUGUCGACGAAACAAUGGAUCCUAUUUUUGGGAAAAAUGUAUUUUUUCUGAAAGGUGAACGAUGGCGGGAAAUAAGAAAUACAUUGAGUCCUUCAUUUACAGCAACAAAAAUGAAAUUUAUGUUUGAAUUAAUUGAAAAGUGUGCUGAAAAUUUUGUACAACAUUAUUUGAAACAUCCGGAAGAAACAGAAUUAAUUGACUCCAAGGACGCAUUCUCGAGAUAUUCGAAUGACGUGAUAGCCACUGCAGCAUUCGGUAUAAGUGUUGACUCACUAAAAGAUCGAGAGAAUGAUUUUUUUUUACGGGGCAAAGAUGCUACAUCAUUUGGUAAAGGAUUGCGUGCUUUAAAAUUUUUACUUUUUCGUAUUUGUCCACGAUUUAUGAAAUUAAUUGGCGAGCCAUUUCUGUCACGUGCCACUGAUCAAUUUUUUAAGAGAAUCGUUCGCGAAAAUGUGAAAGUAAGAGAGGAGAAGAAUAUCGUCAGACCAGAUAUGAUUCACUUACUAAUGGAGGCAAGGGACAAGGACAAUGGUGUUGAGUUAACAACCGAUGAUAUCAUUUCACAAAGUUUUAUUUUCUUUUUGGCUGGUUUUGACACAACGUCAACGGCAAUGUGUUUUGUUGCUCAUGAAUUGGCAAUGAAUCCUGAAAUUCAGGAAAAAUUACGCGAGGAGAUUGAAACAUUCACGGAAAAUGGAGAAGAGAAAAUUACCUAUGAUACUCUAACAAAAAUGAAGUAUCUCGAUAUGGUUAUUUCGGAAGCAUUAAGAAAAUAUCCGCCAGCACCAUCAACUGACAGAUUGUGCGUAAAAAAUUUUACUUUGACAAAACCUACAGAAGAUAGUGAAGAAUAUACAGCUGAGGUAGAUUCCGCGAUUAUGAUUCCUAUCCAAGGACUUCAUCACGAUCCGAAAUAUUUUCCUGAUCCUGAGAAAUUUGAUCCGGAAAGAUUUAGUGAUGAAAAUAAGGACAAAAUUCAUCCCUAUGCAUAUUUACCAUUUGGUGUCGGACCAAGAAAAUGCAUUGCAAACAGAUUUGCAUUAAUGGAAACAAAAUUGUUGCUUGUUUAUAUUUUGCAAAAUUUUAUUUUAGAAAAGAGUUCUAAAACAAAGCAUCCGAUAGUGAUGGAUAAGGGUUUUGCUGUUGCUGCAAAAGGUGGUUGGUGGAUUAAAUUCACGAAAAGAAACCAGUAAAAAAAAAAUAAACAACAAUAUUAAAGAAUUACAUUUUUUAUCACCAGAAUACAAUUUAUCUGAAAUUAGCAAAGUUCUGUUAUACUCACUACAAUAAUUGAUAAACUUUUAACCUUAAAUUUACUUCUUUUGAAUAAGCAAAUGAAUUUUAUGAACUUAUCAAAAAGAAACAAAUUUCUAUUUGAAUUAUUAAAAAAAUUUUUUUUUUGUAGAACAAAGUAAAUUAAUUAAAUUGUGUAAUUAAAUCAAGUAUUAAAUUUUCAUCUGAGUUAAAUUAUUUUAAUUUCUAUUGUCCUAAUGAUGAUUAAGCAAUUUAACAUUGAAAUGUCAAAGUGUGUUUAUUUAAGAUUCGAAUUUGCAUAAAUCUACUUUUUGCAUGUAUAUUAGUAAAUCAGAAAAAAUUAUGUAUUCUCAUUUGUAAGGAAUUAUAAUGCUAAUAAGAAAAAAAAAUAAAAGUCAUUUAAAAACAAGAAAAAGUCAGAUAAAACUCUCGCAAAAUAUUAUGUCGAUUCUUUAACGAUGUAUACAUUUAAAAAUAUUUCAAAUUGAAUGUUUAUUUUUAUAUAAAUAAUAAAUAUGAAAUAAUAUUUAUUAGAAAAUAAUUAGAAUUAAAUUAAAAUUAUUAAAAAUAAUAAUCUAUGAUGUAAAAACUAGUGUAAAUUGUUUUAUUUUUUAGAAAAUAGGCUUGAAAAUAAUAAUUAAACAAGAAGUUUUUAAAAUAAAAAUAGAUUAAAUAUUUCUUAUUUUCAUUAUAAUGAGUCAACGAUAAAAAAAAGUAGUGUAUAUGAUUAGAAUAAUUUAUAUAAUUAUUAAUAAAAUUAUUUUUAAAAAUGUAUGUUUUGUCAAAAAGAUGCACCUUUAAAAAAUUCAUUUUUCCUAUCCAAAUCAUUUUAAUUUCAACCAAAUUAAUUGCUUUUGAUAAUAAAAUUUUGAGGAUGAAAUGUCUAACCAAAAAAUUUCAUUAAUAAAACUAAAUGUUUGAUUAAGACAACUAAAUAAAUUUCCUUCAAUGAAACGAUUUUAAAGACAGCACGAAAUAUUUUUCAUAAAUAUAACAGUUUUUGAAAUCUAAAGCAGCAAAGAAAAUUCUAAUGUAAUAACAUAAUAAUUGAAUUUAUAUUUAAUAGAUUUUGAUAUCGAAUUUGUGAA
Molecule: messenger RNA, 4383 nt
Organism: Leptopilina boulardi
Lineage: Eukaryota; Metazoa; Arthropoda; Insecta; Hymenoptera; Figitidae
Exons: 2
Coding region: 175-3234 (1019 amino acids)
Molecular function (GO): monooxygenase activity; heme binding; oxidoreductase activity, acting on paired donors, with incorporation or reduction of molecular oxygen
Source: RefSeq, a predicted model, not a curated record